AAGAAGAGUAGGCUAGGAGUGAAUGGGAACUUAUGUAUUCAAGCAUUUGUUCCGUCGAACUGUUUUAGGGGAGCACCGGGGCGGCACUGCGGCGGACUUUUUGAUUUCACAUUUGUUCAGCGCUGCCAUGGGCGCUGCGCAACAGAAACACGAUGGAUGUUUACACUUAGCAACCAAAAUAAAUAAGUCUACGGCGACGCUUGUUUUCGCCAAACCACUUUCCUUACCUUUGAGUGUUAACUAGUUUAUAAACUCGUGUCGAGAGUCAAACUGAUGUCAUGUUAGUGAACAUCCACAUACUCACGCGUUUGUCAACAGUCCAACUUCAGUAUGAGCACUUCGGGUCCUCCCCUGAAAAAGAAGAGCUACAUGGGGCGGCACCAGAUCAAGAAGAAGAAAGGUUUCCAGGCUCCUGAUGAACCACCAGACGGAGACAGACUGUUGCCGAAAACCCAUUACCUAUCAGGCAAAACAAACAUUAGCAAAGACAGCCUCUUGGAUGGAGGAGCUCUUUUUCCACUGGGAGAAUCCACAUUCGCUCUUGAUGAAGAGAUGCUGCAGGUGUUGGAUGCUGUUGACUCUGUGCAGCCUGCAGCUAGAAAAGCUUGUCCAACAACAGUAAACAGGGAUGCACACCCUGCAUCAUCAGCUGUUUUUGCCUUCUCAGGAGCUGACAGAGCUCCUCAGUCCACAGGCCAAGGACCCCACAGAGACCCCAGCACCCAGGAGAAAGUCUGUGGGCGUAGUGGGGAUUGUAAGAGACCAGAAUGGAGAGCUGAGUGCAAAGACCUUGCACAGAGGCUUCUCUUCAGUGAGGACUCCGAGGAAGUGGAGCAUGCUCAGAGGGGCCCAGAGAACAUUCAGCCAUCACAACCUUCUGCCUGCAUCAAUGGGUUAUCCAGUAAGCAAGUAGGCAGCUCCACCAAACAGACACUUACACCCAGAAGAAAAAGCUCUCCUCAUAGAAAAAACAAACGUGUGUCAAAUAAAAAUGCUGAUCAACCUCUGGAUGUAUCCAGGGAAUACAUCUUGUUCAGCCCAACCCGUCUCACAGCUGCCAUAAAGAGAGCAAAACUCCAGCCGUCAUUCCAGAAUCAGUCUGCCUCUGUGCUCACAGUUCCCACUGGCUUAGACCUUAGUACUCUCAGUGACACUUUACUUCAGCCAGGCAUUGCCUUGUGUGCCCCUGCGGGGCAAGCCGAAAAGCUGCUGUUAUGCAGUUGGGGCUUACCUAAGCCUGUCCUGGAGCGCUACCAGAAACACGGAGUGACUCACAUGUUUGACUGGCAGGCUCAGUGCCUCACCGUUGGACAGGUGCUGCAGGGAGGUAACCUGGUGUACUCUGCCCCCACCAGUGCUGGAAAAACUCUGGUGUCAGAGCUGCUGAUGUUGAAGCGUGUGUUGGAGACUAAAAGAAAAGCUCUCUUCAUUCUGCCAUUUGUCUCUGUGGCUAAAGAGAAGAUGCACUACCUUCAGAGUGUAUUUGAAGAGGCAGGAGUUCGUGUGGAUGGAUAUAUGGGCAGCACAUCAGCUGCUGGAGGGUUCACAGCACUGGAUGUGGCUGUUUGCACCAUAGAAAAAGCCAAUUCUCUUGUUAACAGACUCAUUGAAGAGGACAACAUGGAUCUACUAGGUAUGGUGGUGGUGGAUGAGUUGCAUAUGGUUGGAGAUUCUGGAAGAGGAUACCUACUAGAACUGCUCUUAACCAAAAUCCGCUACAUUGCGCAGAAGCAAAACACCACUGGGUCUCUUUCUGAGGGUGUCCAGAUCAUAGGAAUGAGCGCCACCUUGCCUAACCUCUCCCUCCUGGCUAGUUGGUUAGGUGCAGAGCUUUACCAGACAGACUACAGACCCGUACCCUUGCAGGAGCAUCUCAAGGUGGGCUGCAAUAUUUACGACAAGAGCCUCUCUGUGGUCCGGCAGUUCACCCCUGCACUCCGAGUUAAGGGGGAUGAUGACCACAUAGUGAGCUUGUGCUAUGAGACUGUGAGAGAGGGCCGCUCUGUGUUGCUGUUCUGCCCCUCGAAGAACUGGUGUGAGAAACUGGUAGACAGCAUCGCCAGAGAAUUCUACAACCUCAGACAUACAGAUUGUCAUGGCGAAGCAGAGCCACAGCCGGUGUGUCUGGAUCGAGAGGGAUUAGUGGAUGUUGUAGCCCAGUUGAGACGUACUCCAGCUGGUUUAGACCCUAUCCUCCAGCGAACUGUGCCAUGGGGGGUGGCCUUCCACCACGCCGGUCUGACAUUUGAUGAGCGUGAUGUAUUAGAGGGAGCUUUUCGUCAGGGCAUGGUCAGAGUCCUGGCCGCCACCUCUACCCUCUCCUCAGGGGUUAAUCUCCCAGCUCGCAGGGUCAUCAUUAGAACCCCUACCUUCAAUGGACACUUGUUGGACCCACUAACGUACAAACAGAUGGCUGGACGAGCGGGCAGAAAAGGGGUGGACACCACAGGUGAGAGUGUGCUCGUGUGUAAGGAGGCAGAGCGUCAGAAAGGUAUUAGUCUCCUUACGGGAGCUCUUCAGCCAAUAAACAGCUGCCUUGUGAGAAGGGAGGGCGAAGGCGUCACCACCAGCAUGCUGCGAGCAAUCCUCGAGAUCAUUGUCGGAGGUGUGGCCAGCACUCCACAGGAUGUGAGGUCGUACGCUUUGUGCUCACUACUGGCUGCCAGCAUGAAAUGUGAAGGCAAAAAAGAAUUAAAUGAAGAGACCAACAAAGGAGCUAUUGAGGCCUGUGUUGAAUGGCUGAUGGAGAACGAAUUUAUCACUAUCCAGAAGGACGGACAAGAGGAGCGGUACUGUCCGACUCAACUUGGUGCUGCCACCAUGUCCUCCUCCCUCUCCCCUCCUGAGGCUGUGGGAAUAUUUGCAGAUCUCCAGCGGGCCAUGAAGGGCUUUGUACUGGAAAAUGACAUGCACAUUCUUUAUCUGAUCACCCCGUUGUAUGCAGAGUGGACUACCAUUGAUUGGUAUCAGUUCUUCUGUCUGUGGGAACAGCUCUCGUCAUCGAUGAAGAGAGUAGCAGAGCUUGUGGGCGUCCAGGAAGGUUUUCUUGCACGAUCUGUCAGUGGCAAACUUGUUGCCAAGACAGAGAAGCAACGUAGACAAAUGGCUAUUCACAAACGGUUUUUCACCACUCUUGUGCUGCAGGAUCUGGUGAAUGAGGUGCCUUUGGGAACAGUUGCAUCCAAAUACAACUGCAAUCGUGGGCAGUUACAGUCUCUCCAGCAGUCUGCUUCUACAUAUGCAGGUAUGGUAACCGUGUUCUGCAAGCGUCUGGGCUGGCACAACAUGGAGCUGCUGUUGUCCCAGUACCAGACCAGGCUGAGCUUCGGAGUCCAGAGGGAGCUGGUUGACCUUGUCAGAGUUUCCCUCCUGAACGCAACACGAGCCAGAGCGCUGUACGCACAAGGCCUCUGUACUGUCGCUGAACUAGCCAGGGCUACUGUAGCUGAUGUGGAGAAAGCCCUGAGGAAUGCUGUCCCAUUUAAGAGCUCUAAGCGUGCAGUGGAUGAGAGUGAGGUGGAGGCAGCCGAGAGACGCAGCCUUCGCUGCGUCUGGGUCACUGGUGGUCGGGCCCUGACGGAACAGGAAGCUGCUGUUGAGAUAGUGUCUGAGGCAAGGUUCCUCCUUCGGGAAGACCUAGCCCAGUUAGGUGUUCAGUGGGACCCGACAACACUUCCUGGGGCUCCUGCUGUAAACGGCCCAGAUGAAACCUCAUCUGUCUCAUAUCUCAGCUCACAUGAAGCACAGGUUGAAAACAAUAAAAAUCAGCAGGAAGGAGACAGGGUCAGGAAAAGUGACAGUAGAGAUAUUGACAAACAUGGAGGGGGGAAUAAGAAAGAAUAUAAAUGCGGGAAAGGUAUCUCUGAAAUGAAAAUGGAGAAAGCACAAGGAGAAGCCAAUCGAGAGCAAGGGAAGUCCAAGCCUGAAGACACGGUAGUAAACAGAAAAUUAGACAGGACAAAGCUAGAAGUCAAACAAACAGAUAAUGAAGUGCAAGUGGAAAGAAGCAAAGAAACCAAAAACGACAAGCCAAAUAAAAAAUUAUUAAUGACAAAUGACACAGAAGAUCCAGAUGAAAAACGAGAAAGACAAAAGCACACAAGGUCAAAGCAAGGAGGGGAAGAUGGGAAGAAAGCCAAGCCAAAAGAAGGGGAGACGAGUAAAUGGGUUGCCUCAAUCAGACCAGAGAGUCAUCAAGCAAAUGGUCCUGUUCCUGAAGGGAGCCUGACACAGGACUUGGCUGAACUCAUAUCCAGCCCCCAGCUUCAACCAAUGCCACAUCCUCAGCCCUCUCCUUCCCCGAUGCCUCCUCCCCGGUUCAGAGCACCAAUAUCCCGAGUAGAAGUACACCACAGUGUUCUUACAAGGACGUCAAAAGGAGAUGGUGCCUCACCUGUGCAUCCAGGUAGACUGAAGCACUCAAAAGCCUUAAGUAAAGUCCUCCACUCUAUACAAACUGACAAAAGCCUACAAGAUAAUGUAGAGACUGCACAGACAUCACACUCAAAACCUUUGGUGGUUUCUACAGUCCAAAAUGUAGCGCCUGCAGGCCAGAUGUCUACAACUGUUCAAGCUCCCGGCACUGUGCUAGAAACCUCUACAAAUGCAGAUAUGUUAGACUCUCCCCUGACCGUUUCGUCUGCCUCCAUUCCCUUAUUCUCUCCUGAGGCCAAGCGACGAAAAAUGGACUGCGGAGAGGUAGAUACGUUUUCAUCUCCCGAGCUGUACGCUGGAGAUGAGAGAGAUAAAGAAGCAGAGGGAGAUGUUAAAAACAGAGAAGAGAGUUUCGGUGACAGCUUUGAAUUGGACACCCAGACCGAAAGAAUCAUUGUUCAACAGGCAUGCCAACACAGAGAUGGGAAUGGUAGAGGUACAAAUCCAUCGGUAGGAACAAAGAAGAUAAGAGAGGAGGAAAUGGUAGAAGCAGCUGUAGAGAUCAUUAAGGACAUAAAUGAUGGAAGUAACUGUCCUAAAGCCACUGACAACGCAUGUCCCAGAUUUAACAUUUCUCUCACAUAUAGCCAGAUGGAGCUCAUCCUUAACACCAGCCACCAGAUUUCUCCUGGUCCAGGUGUUGAUAAUGAAGUUGAAGAUAAAGAUGAAAGUGGUGAUGAGGAUACCAAUCGGGCUGCCUCUGAGAGUGUUAACAGAAGCAGUAGCUUCCUGUUUGACAGCCUGUAUGACAGCUCUCUACUGGCUGGUCUGAGCCCACACCAGGUCCUCGACCAGUCGGAUGAACAGGAGCCUGUUGACCAAGAGAUCAGAGACCCUCUUCCGUCGACCCAGGAGCGAAGACGCAGUGAGCUUCUCGCCAAUCAGGAGGCGGAAAAGCAGGAGGCAGUCCAAUGGGGCGAGUCCUCCUUCAACCUGUCAGAGUGGGGAGACUCGCUGCUGGUGGGUGAACACUUUCUGGAAAGGCAGAGCUUGCUCAAAUACACAGAGAAAACUCAAGAAGCAAGGAAACCCAACGCAGACCAUGUUUUGCCUGAGGAACAGCUGUCAGAAUCUCAACUUAAACCCAGUCAGAUACAGCCACAACCCACCACUACUUCCACAACUCAACAUGAGCAUGACAGGCAUAAAGCCAGUAAUAAUCAAGGCCAUACACACACAAUGAAACAGCAUAGUAAUGCACAUGACAAUAAACCAGUCGGGAGAAAGGAAACUAUGAAUGAAGAGGGUGAAAAUGGGAAGCAAUUAGAGACAAAAGUACAGAAAGAGGAAAUUAAUGCUUUAUUGUCAGAUAAUGAUAAACCCCCUCAAGUCCAAAAUGCACCUGAAAGCUCUUUUUAUUGCAGCCCUGGUUUGCAAGAGAUUUUUGACCGCUGGCCUAGUAUGUCUGACCAGCCCUGGCAAAACACCACAACAAGCCAAACAGCCACUCAUACACUCAUCAAUGCUGCAAAUCUAGCAGAAGUUCCAGAUCUACCUCAGCCCUCAAUGCAGUUGGACAGAAAAGUUGGAAAGACAAAUGUGCAGACUGUUGCUGCUGAGAGUGAUUCUCGAGAGGAACAACUAUCAAGACUUGACAGUGAGAACAUAACGGAGAGACCAGGCUCCGCUGGUGACCUUAUUCCCCCAACUCAGGAAACGACACCUGUCACACCCAGAGUAAAACUGACGACCUCAUCUGUCCAAUCACCUCUCAUCGCUCAGCCACUCAACCAAUCAACUCCUUCAACCCUCCUGCCACGGAAACCCGCAAUCACAAAAUGUCCUAAAUCUCGUCCAGGAAACCGUAAUCAUAUAUUAGAAGCGGUUGCUGACACUGAACAGCCUAACUCUACAUCAGAUUGCAGCCACCAACAGCAGCUGGUACCGAAACCAAAGACUGUUCCACGCUUAAGUUCAAAAACAAAACCCCUGCUACACACCGACCAGAAUCUUCGCGCUCCCCAAGACCGUGCCUCUCCAUCCUCCCCCAGGCCCAAGCUUCCCUCUGAUGCAGAAUCACCUGUGACUGAUGAGGGCUUCAUUCUUCAGCUGUCCCAGGAUGCACCACUCUGUUCCAGCAACUCAGGGACAUUCUCCAUCAUAGACGUGGCAAGUGACAGGCGCCUCUUCAACACUUUCAUUAAUGAGUGGAAAACAAAGGAGCGGUACUCUGUGGCUUUAGCCUGUGAAAAGAAGGAGCACAGACACCAGCCUGAUGAGGAAAUAGGAGGGAAACAUAAAAGAGCGUCAGCAACUAAUCAGGAGCUCCACAGGGCCAAUGGUUUUCCAGUAGGAGACAGUGAUGGACUGGUGUUGAUUGGCCUGUCUGUCUGCUGGGGAGCAAGAGAUGCAUACUACAUUUCUCUGCAGCAAGAGCAGAGCAAAGGUUUGAGUUCCAGUCUGGCCCCGCCUCCACUGGAUGAUGAUUUGCCGGUGAGUGAGAGGCUGCGGCUGGUGAAGACCUGUCUGAGCGGGCCAGCGGCUGGUCAUAGAGGAGGUGUGGUUGUCACGUAUGACAUCAUACAGGUGUACAAGAUGCUAGUCCUAAGCUGUAGCAUCAGCUUGGAGGGAAACUGUGAAGAUCCCAAGGUUGCGUGCUGGCUUGUGGACCCAGGCAGUGAGGAGCGGACUCUACCCAACAUGGUGACUGUCUACUGUCCCGAAGAGUUACCUCUGCUGGAUGGACUUGGGAACGCGCUUGCACACUGUCCUCGUGUUAGGGCAGCGACCAAGAGCGUGCUUAUACACUCUGUCAUGAACCAUCUCACUGGCCUGUUAGAGAAGGACGGCAUGCUUGACUUAUUCAGGAGCAUUGAGAUGCCCUCCCAGGUGUCUUUGGCUGUGUUGGAGUUAAAUGGAGUGGGCUUCAGCGUUGAAGAGUGUGAAAGACAAAAACAUGUGAUGCAAGCCAAACUCACCGCGCUGGAGUCUCAGGCUUACAACCUGGCCGGGCACAGCUUCUCUCUCACCAGCAUCGACGACAUCGCACAGGUGUUGUUUUUAGAACUACACCUGCCUCCAAACGGUGACGUAGGUGGAUUGAAAAGUAAGAAGACCCUUGGCUACACCAGGAGAGGUGGGGGCAGAGUACGACUUGGAAAGCAGUUCAGCACCACCAAGGAAGUUCUGGAGAAGCUUCGCCCCCUCCACCCGUUGCCAGGUGUUAUUCUGGAGUGGAGGAGGAUCACUAAUGCUUUGACUAAAGUGGUGUUCCCUCUGCAGAGGGAGAAGCAAUACCACACCACACUGGCCAUGGCCAGAAUAUACCCCAUCGCUCAGACACACACAGCCACAGGUAGAGUGAGCUUCACUGAGCCCAACAUACAGAAUGUCCCCAAAGACUUUGAGAUUUACAUGCCCACGGUGGUGGGGGAGAGCCCACCUUCACAAGACAGCUGCAGCAAGACCACCAAAACAGGAAAAAAGAGACGUUCUGGUGUGCCUUCUGCUGCAGCCGGCCGUGCAGAACAAGGCCCGGCCUUCUCUAUCAGCAUGAGACAUGCCUUCGUACCUUUUUCAGGCGGGAUGAUAUUGGCAGCUGAUUAUUCUCAGCUGGAGUUGAGAGUGUUGGCUCACCUCUCCAAGGACCAACGCCUUCUGCAGGUGCUGAAUGGAGGAGCAGAUGUGUUCCGCUGCAUCGCAGCUGAGUGGAAAAGCGUUGACCCAGAGUCCGUGAACGACAACCUCAGACAACAGGCGAAACAGAUUUGUUAUGGCAUUAUCUAUGGGAUGGGAGCAAAGUCUUUGGGGGAGCAAAUGGGUGUGGAGGAGAAUGACGCAGCCUGCUACAUAGAGAGUUUCAAGGCCAGAUACAAAGGUAUCAAUGGUUUUCUGAGAGAAACCGUGAAGAACUGUAUAAAGAACGGCUAUGUUCAGACUCUGAUGGGCCGUAGGAGAUACCUUCCUGGGAUCACUAAUGCCAAUACGCACACCAAAGGCCAUGCAGAGCGUCAGGCAGUGAACACAACUGUACAGGGUUCAGCAGCAGACAUUGUUAAACUUGCCACCGUAAACAUCCAGAAACAGUUACGAAAAACAUAUCCUUCAGCACCACUCUCUCACAAGCACGCACACCCAGGCGGCAAUUACCGCAGGGUCGGGACGUCUCAACUCAGAGGGGCCUACUUCAUCCUGCAGCUGCAUGAUGAGCUCAUCUAUGAAACCACAGAGGAAGACCUCAUACAGGUUGCUCAGAUUGUCAAGAGGGAGAUGGAGUCGGCAGUAAAACUGUAUGUAAAGCUUAAGGCCAAAGUUAAGGUGGGACCCAGCUGGGGCAACUUGCAGGACCUAGAUAUAUAAUGUGAAUGUUUUGAUGUUUUAUAUUGACAUAAAAUACAUGCACUCAUUGCUUAAGAUAAUACUUCUGUACCAUUUGGACUAAAAUAUUUUUUUAAUCACUACACUAAAAUUAAAUGUAAGUUAAAUACAUGCCUACGAGUACAUGAGCUCUAAAUGAACUGACUGUAUUUAUAAUUCUAUUUACCGGUGUACAGUGUAAAAAAAGUAUCCUUUUUUUUUUUUUUUUAAGUAUGGAAUUUUAUUUACUGUUAUCCCAAAACAUGUCAAGACUUUAUGCAACAUUUUUUGUAAUCUAACAGUGUAGUAACUUGACAUUUGUCUUUUCUUUCCUCUUUUGAAACUUUGAAAUCCUGUGCCUGCAACAAUUAUUUUUAUUGACUAAUGUGCCGAUACAUUUUUUCAUGAAUUCUUUACUCUGUGAAAGGUCAAAAUUGUGAAAACAUUCCCUUAACAACUUCCCAGAGCCCAAGGUUAUGUGUGCAAAUGUCCUUGUUUCAUUAAAAAAAAAGAAAAGAAAAAAAGAUAGGCAGUUAAUGAUUUAAUCACAUAAAUGCAGCUAAUCCUCACGAGAUGCUGGAACUGGAGAAUUUCUGGUGUUUUUUCACAAUUUUUGCUUGAAAGAAAUUAAAUGAUUAAUCUACCAAUCAUUUUUUUCAAAUCAAAGUCGAUUAUUUUUCCAUCAAACAAAUGGUUUUAGCUCUACUAUGAUGCAUUCAAAACAAAGACAGACCAGCUUUAGUCUUAAGGACAACCUGAAAGCUCACAUUUUAUUGGACCAUUAGUAGAGUUGUCUGUCACAGGAACAUACAUCAUUAUCAUUGUCACGUUAACAUUGUUUUGUUUAACACUUAUGACAUUCAAUGCACAAGAAGUGUUAAUAUGAUACGACAUUUUCUGUGCAAAGCGACCUCUAGUUAUGGGAAUAGAAAUGAGACGUGGUAGAGGAAGCAAUGUUGUGUGACUGUAGCCUUAAUUGACCCCUUAGUAGGCUAUCUUCAGGUGGAACUUCAUAAUACAAAAAAACAUUUUUAAAUGAUUCCAUUCAAAAUUACACUGACCUUGCCAAUAUAAGCCAAUGCAUACUGUAUAGACUCUGGAACAAAGUAAGAAGAAUGAUUUACUUUAACACUUCAAUUAACCAGUGCACCAUGACACCACAGAGCUUUUCAACACGGGCUCA
Molecule: messenger RNA, 9913 nt
Organism: Etheostoma spectabile (orangethroat darter)
Lineage: Eukaryota; Metazoa; Chordata; Actinopteri; Perciformes; Percidae
Gene: polq
Product: polymerase (DNA directed), theta
Exons: 35
Coding region: 331-8733 (2800 amino acids)
Biological process (GO): DNA-templated DNA replication; double-strand break repair via alternative nonhomologous end joining
Molecular function (GO): DNA-directed DNA polymerase activity; ATP binding; DNA binding
Source: RefSeq, a predicted model, not a curated record